Messenger RNA from Zasmidium cellare ATCC 36951, 927 nucleotides. RefSeq lists its product as uncharacterized. The record is from RefSeq and is a predicted model, not a curated record. Gene Ontology annotation, biological process: positive regulation of TOR signaling; COPII-coated vesicle budding; protein import into nucleus. Gene Ontology annotation, cellular component: COPII vesicle coat; nuclear pore outer ring. Bases 1 to 927 code for a protein of 308 amino acids. Gene Ontology annotation, molecular function: protein binding; structural molecule activity. Lineage: Eukaryota; Fungi; Ascomycota; Dothideomycetes; Mycosphaerellales; Mycosphaerellaceae. The transcript is spliced from 2 exons.
AUGGCUGACUGCUCCCAGGCGCAAGUCAUCUCGAAUUCAGGCCACGAUGAUAUGAUUCACGACGCCGUCCUGGACUACUACGGCAGACGACUCGCGACCUGCUCCUCAGACAAAACCAUCAAGAUCUUCGAGAUCGAGGGCGAGCAACACCGCCUGACCGAGACCCUCAAAGGCCACGAGGGAGCAGUCUGGUCCGUCGCCUGGGCACACCCCAAAUACGGCACCAUCCUCGCAUCAAGCUCCUACGACGGCCGCAUCUUGAUAUGGCGGGAACAGAACAACCAGUGGCAGCGCAUCUACGAAUUCACCCUUCACACCGCCUCCGUCAACCUCAUCGCGUGGUCGCCUCCAGAGACAGGCUGCCACUUAGCUGCCGCGAGCAGCGACGGCAAUGCCAGCGUCUUGACCUUCGAGAACAACACCUUCUCCCACACCAUCUUCCCCGCGCACGGCUUGGGCGUCAACUCAGUCUCGUGGAGCCCCGCCAUCCUUCCCGGUCAGUUGACCAGCGCGCAAACAGCACCCACAACACCAGUGAGAAGAUUUGUAACAGGUGGAUCGGACAACUUGGUGAAGAUUUGGUCAUUCAACUCUACAACCGCAAGCUAUGACAACACUACCACACUGCAAGGCCACUCUGACUGGGUGCGCGAUGUCGCAUGGUCACCCACCCCACUUUCCAAGUCCUACAUUGCGAGCGCGUCACAAGAUCAUACGGUGCGGAUAUGGACGUUGCCUUCUGGAUCGGACAUCGGCGACGCGAACGCGUGGAAGAGCGAGGAGCUGACCCUGGAUGUGGUUGUCUGGCGGGUCAGCUGGAGCAUGGCAGGCAAUGUCUUGGCCGUAUCAUGCGGCGACAACAGGGUCAGCUUGUGGAAAGAGAAACUCAAGGGCGGCUGGGAGGUGGUCAAAACGAUUGAGGAAUAA